CAAAAAUGCAGCCGGGAGCAGCGCUGAUCUGCAAACAGGUCAGGUCAAAGGGAUGCUGCUGUCCAAACUGGUCGGUCACGCGUGUUUUGGGGGGUUUUUUGGGGAAGGGGGGCAAACUCUGCUUGGAUUUGAGUGAAAAAUGAGCAGCAAUAAUAAAGCUUGUCAGUCUGAUAUCCUGAAACCUGCAGCCUCAGAGCCACUUGACUCUCGGCAUGAGAUAAUCAGAUCCAGACAGGAUGAAGAGGAAAUUCUGAUCGUAGCUGCGUGGCAAAACAUGGUUAACCAAAAAUUUGGAACAGACCAUUUUGUUAUUUGUUGUUUGCAUCUGCAGCAGCAAAGCCUUUCUCAGAAGGACUCUGAUGCUGCAGGUCUCCCUCAGUCUUUCCUGGCCAAGCAGAGGCGCUCCAUCCAGGCCAGGAGGACCAGCUCUGUCACCAUGGACCCCCAGUAACAGCCUUCUGAUUAACAGGAGAGGCUCUCUGUAUUAAAUAUGGACUGCAGGCCUGUUUUGUGUUGACUGUUAUCUCCCCCUGCUGGUGACUCUUGGUAAAGGGAAUCCUAUUAGAUGUCUGUAGGUUUUGAAACAGAGUAUUUUCAUAUGUAAAAAUCAUCUUAAAGAGCUUGCAGCUCUUUAAAAUCUUAAAAGCAAUGAAAUAAA
This is a messenger RNA of Cyprinodon tularosa, 658 nucleotides long. Its product is annotated as protein Hook homolog 2-like. The transcript has 3 exons. NCBI's taxonomy places the organism in Eukaryota, Metazoa, Chordata, Actinopteri, Cyprinodontiformes, Cyprinodontidae. The coding region runs from base 140 to 451 and encodes 103 amino acids. The record is from RefSeq and is a predicted model, not a curated record.